Messenger RNA from Fulvia fulva, 663 nucleotides. RefSeq lists its product as uncharacterized. NCBI's taxonomy places the organism in Eukaryota, Fungi, Ascomycota, Dothideomycetes, Mycosphaerellales, Mycosphaerellaceae. The coding region runs from base 1 to 663 and encodes 220 amino acids. The transcript has a single exon. The record is from RefSeq and is a predicted model, not a curated record.
AUGAAUGUUCGUGGUUCGACUGAUCUUCUUCGUCAAGUCACGAGGGUCCUUACACCUGAGCCACAGUCAAGUUCGCUGGCAGGCGUGCAUGUCAUUAUUUGGCCAUGUAUCGAUGUUGGUGGCGAGGACAAUCAGGUCUUCCAUUCGGUGACAUUCACCUCGGCGGCGAAGUGGGUUGACAAUCGCAGCAUAAUGAAGCUUGUCAUAUUCAGGGCGUGGCGUAGCGUGACGUUCAGUCGACAAACAGUCUUCACGGUCGAUGAACAGACGCUAUAUCUCGCGACUGUUCGAUCAAUGCCUUCUUACUCCUUCACCACCUCGCCAACAUCCAACAUCUCCGCUCACAACACAACCAACCGCAUACCUCCUUUCGCAUCAAUGUCGAAUCUGUCAAAUCAGUGGAUCCUCAACGGCUACCCCGUCGCAGACAACAGCGUGGUGCGACAGGACCCGAACUAUGUCCCUUUCCAAAGCUGCUUCGGCGGCCCCAACGCUCCUCUUAACUCCUACCCCUUCCAGUCAAGCGGUCAAGGAGGCUACAGUGCCGACCCAUGGAAUGGUGCACGGCCAGCAAACUCGAUCCCCUGGCAACGGUACGAUUACGCUCCGGGCCAGGGCUUUUAUCACGCGGCUUACCAACCAGGCCCGCCCAGUUACCGCUGA